CGCAGUGGUCAUCACAGGUGAUAGUCUUGUGCACCCAAUCCACUGAUCACACCAUUUGUUUACUCAUUGAUAAUCCAAACAAUAACUUGCGAUUCAGUGAUAUUUAGCCACCGAUGGUCUGGUGAUAGUAUCGGCACGUGAUUCACGCAACCACUCAUUCACCUCAAGACAAACCAAUUGAUUAUCACCAGUAAUAGUGUAUGUUAUGUGUUGGUGACCAUCACCACCAACUGAUCCCUAGCUAUGGAAGACUACAAGUUCUUGUUUAAGAUCGUAUUGAUUGGCAACGCGGGUGUCGGCAAGACAUGUCUGGUGCGGAGGUUCACACAAGGUGUAUUCCCCGGAGGACAGGGCGCCACCAUUGGAGUCGACUUCAUGAUUAAGACACUACUAAUUAAUGGUACUAUCAUUCGUAUGUUCACUACCCGUCCACCCGAUCCCUAUCCCAACCCUGAGUUCGUAAUGAGCUUCAAAAUGUUUUGA
Messenger RNA from Oppiella nova, 483 nucleotides. The record is from the annotation of a GenBank genome assembly. NCBI's taxonomy places the organism in Eukaryota, Metazoa, Arthropoda, Arachnida, Sarcoptiformes, Oppiidae.